AUGAAUGCCCUUUGCCAUCAUCUGUGGAAGCAAACUGAGAUUGCCGCAGAACACUCAAAAAAUAAAUUGUGGUGUUGUGUCCCUGUGUCGUAUUUUCCAAACGCUGAUUUGCAAUAUUUCACGACAUUGAUAUUUUUUCUUCAUGUAAGAUUAUGUGAAGCGGAUAAAAAAGCAGCUCUCUUGAACUUGAUUCAAGAAUCAAUGGGAAAACACCGACUGACGAGUAGUCUUCAUGGAAAAAUACCUGGUCACAAAAAGUCCAAAAGCAAAUCGCUAUCAACUCAAGUAAUAGCCAAAGCCAAAACACAAUCGCAAGCCAGGACACAACGUGUCACAUUUGAAGAUGAGAAGUCACUUGACCCCCCACACCAGUCGAUACGAAACUCUAUUUCAGAGUAUUUCCACAAAAUUGGCUUAAAUGAUUUGUCGCGAGAGAAAAGUGGGAUCUCAUUGCUCAGGUUGGUGCAAUUGGAGCUCAACUUGCCGACACUUUCUAUUGCAAGGAAUCAAAAUGCCACUAAAGCAGAACGUGAACAUCACGACAACCAAUCGUAUGAGGAGUUGAUCAACAUGUUUAUCAUACCAUGGUAUUUGGAAAAGUUUAUGAUUUUUGGAUUAUUUGUUUGUAUCAAUUCAUUCCUUGCCCUUUUCACACUAGCUCCCAUCAAAAUCGUUCUCGUAAUGCUGCAAGUGAUCAUAUCCUACAUCAAGAACCCAAAACAAAACUUUGCUUAUCAAUUGAAUUCAAUAAAGAAAGAUGUUGUUACUUUAAGUUUGAUCGCUUUGGCGUUGUUUGUGUUGUUUUCUGGGAAAUUGGAUAUUUCUAAAAUGUAUCAUGAUGUAAGGGGACAAGCUGAUAUUAAAUUAUACGUCAUGUUUGGAGUGCUUGAGGUUGCUGAAAAGUUGUGUUCCUCUAUUGGACAGGAUAUCAUCAAUAUCCUAUUCCACAUUUCUCCCCUAGAUCAAAUGGGAAGGUUUAUUACUUUCUAUCUCAUAUCAGUGUUUUACUUGUCGUUUCAUGCGUACAUCUUGAUUUACCAGUGUGUUUCAUUGAAUGUGGCAGCCAAUUCUUACUCCAAUGCAUUGCUAACGUUACUACUUUCCAACCAAUUUGCAGAGUUGAAAAGCUCUGUUUUUAAAAAACUAGAUCGAGAAGGAUUGUUUCAAAUUACAAUGGCUGAUUUAUCAGAACGAUUCCAAUUGUCCCUAAUGUUGGCAAUUAUAGCGGUGAGAAAUUUGUUACAGUUAAAUUCAGCGCAUGGUCUAAUCCCUGAUAGCUGGAAAAAGUGGAAUAUUUGGUUGGGUGCCAUUUUCGGUCCCGGAGUGGUUGUAAUUGGAAGUGAAAUAUUUGUUGAUUGGUUAAAACAUUGCUUUAUUUCCAAGUUCAAUAAAAUCAAACCACGAGUGUAUCGCAAUUUCUUGUACGUUUCUUGUUUGGAUUUCAUGCAAGUAUUUCAAACGAGCUCGCAAAGUGAAUCAGGGAAAAGCCACGAGUUUACCGAUUUUAUUGUUUUGACUCGUCGUAUUGGAUUGCCAUUGUUGGCUUCGGCCGUUUGCUUCUUAAGAAUGACUAUAGGUGAUUUCAAACAAAUUUUUAUUAUCCAAUGUUCCACCAAUGUGCGUACCGUGUUGGCAAGCAUUGUGUUUUUCACGACAACAAUAUUCACCCUAUUAUUGAUCAGAAUCAUCUUGGUGUUGCUAAUCUUUAAAAUCGCCAGCAGGUUGGUUGAAUCCCAUAAAGCUCGUCAAAAACAGGUUGCAAAAAGAGUUAUACACCCAAGCCCGAUUCACACUCCCGUUGAAAAAACUCCCUCUCCAAGGCAAGCAUCAACCAACGCAUUUGACGAUUCUAGCUUUGUGUCUUCACCAAUAGAACUAUCAUAUCUUCCUGGCUCACCCAACACAGAGCCCUCUACUAUAAAUCCCACCACCCGAGCACAUUUGUAUGAUCUCGAUGAAAUUGUUCCAGAUACACCAGAAGAGAAACGAAAUAAACAAUUGUUGAAUGGGAGUCUACAAGAGCUGCCUUGGGGCGAAAAUGAUGAUGAAGGGUUGUCCAAAGUCAUGCGAUAUGAAAUGUCAAGUAAACGUAUAUGGUAG
This is a messenger RNA of Lodderomyces parapsilosis, 2100 nucleotides long. RefSeq lists its product as uncharacterized. The record is from RefSeq and is a predicted model, not a curated record. NCBI's taxonomy places the organism in Eukaryota, Fungi, Ascomycota, Pichiomycetes, Serinales, Debaryomycetaceae. Gene Ontology annotation, cellular component: endoplasmic reticulum membrane. The coding region runs from base 1 to 2100 and encodes 699 amino acids. Gene Ontology annotation, biological process: maintenance of protein localization in endoplasmic reticulum. The transcript has a single exon.